GUAGAGCUGUGAGCAGCGGGAGAGGAGAUACAAAGAAUGAGGAGAGGCAAAUCAUCAAUUACGAAUUUUCUGAAAUCUGUCUCUUCUCCUUUAGACAUUCGAACCCAGAAAUGGUCCUUUUGUUCUUCGACACAUUCCGAUCUGAAGAAACCUGUUUUUGACAUACCUCCAUUCAAACCGAAUGACAAUGACCUGAAGAAACCUGUCUUUGAGAUACCUCCAUUCAAACCAGAUGACAACGGCAUGAAGAAACCUGUCUUUGAGAUACCUCCAUUCAAACCGGAUGACAACGACGGCCUCGUACGCCGCUUUUGCAGAGAGAACAAAUUCAAAGAUGCCAUACUCCUUCUUUGUCAGCAGAAACGCCUGAGGGAAGCCAUUGAAAUCCUAGACCUUCUCGAUCGUUCUAAAACCUGCCCAGCUCCUGCAGUGUACUCUGCCCUCCUUCAGCUCUGCCUCCAACAGCGAGCGCUUAAAGAGGGCAAACGGGUCCAUGCUCACAUUAAGAGCUCAGGUUUCGUUCCUGGGCUCUUUAUCUCUAAUCGCCUCAUUGAUAUGUACUCGAAAUGUGAAAGCUUGACGGAUGCUCGUGAGCUGUUUGAGGAGAUGACAGACAGGGACUUAUGCUCUUGGAAUACCUUAAUUGCGGGAUACGCAAAAGCAGGGCAUCUUGAAGAAGCUCGCCAACUGUUUGACGAAAUGCCGCAGAAGGAUAAUUUCUCCUGGAGCACACUGAUCUCUGGGUAUGUUCGCUAUGACCGGCCCAAUGAAGCUUUAGAAUUGUAUAGAAGAAUGCAAAAAGAUGAGAAGCUGGAAGGCAACAAGUUCACUGUUGCUAGCGCUCUUUCAGCUUCUGCUGCCAUUCCGUGUCUUCGGCUCGGUAAAGAGAUUCAUGGGCAUAUAACGCGAACUGGGUUAGCUUCAGAUGCUGUGGUUUGGAGCGCCGUGACAAGUAUGUAUGGAAAAUGUGGGAGCGUAAAAAAAGCCAGACACAUCUUUGACGAGAUGUUGGACCGAGAUGUUGUUUCAUGGACUACGAUGAUUGGAAGAUACUUCGAAAGUGGGAAGAAGAAGGAAGGAUUCGAGUUGUUCUCAGAACUUUUGAGCUCAGGGGUCCGUCCCAACGACUUCACAUUAGCUGGGAUUCUGAACGCAUGCUCAGAUCUUGCUUCGGAGGAUCUUGGCAAACAGGUUCAUGGAUAUAUGACCCGAAUUGGGUUCGACCCUUUUCCAUUUGCUGCACUUGUCCAUAUGUAUUCGAAGUGUGGGAACAUUGAGAGUGCCAAAAGAGUUUUCGAAGCAGUGCCCCAACCUGAUCUGCUCUCAUGGACUUCCAUGAUUUCUGGCUAUGCGCAGAAUGGUCAACCUGAGGAGGCUCUUCGAUACUUUGAGUUGCUACUUAAAUCGGGUACCAAGCCUGAUCAUGUUACAUUUGUUGGUGUUCUUUCUGCAUGUGCUCAUGCUGGAUUAGUCGAUAAAGGCCUUGCGUAUUUCCAUUCGAUUACUGAGAAGCACGGGUUGACACACACUGCUGACCAUUAUGCUUGUAUAAUCGAUUUGCUUGGCCGAUCAGCCCGAUUUGGAGAAGCUGUAGAGGUUAUUGAUCGAAUGCCUAUGAAGCCCGAUAAAUUUUUAUGGGCUGCCUUGCUUGGUGGUUGCAGAAUUCAUGGAAACCUGAGUUUGGCAAAAAGAGCUGCAGACGCAUUAUUUGAACUAGAGCCUGAUAAUGCCACAACUUAUGUCACAUUAGCCAACAUCUAUGCCACCUCCAGUAUGUGGGAUGAAGUGGCGAAGAUCAGAAAGAAAAUGGAUGAUAAGGGGGUGGUGAAAAAACCAGGUUCAAGUUGGAUCAAAGUUAAGAGAAAGGUCCAUGUAUUCUUGGUGGGAGAUAGAACUCAUCCCAAAAUUAAUGAAAUCUAUGGUUUUCUGGAAGAGCUAUCGACAAGGAUGAAGGAGGAAGGAUAUGCUCCUGACACAAAUUUUGUAUUGCAUGACAUAGAGGAAGAGCAAAAGGAACAAGACCUUACCCACCACAGUGAGAAGCUUGCAAUUGCAUUUGGUAUUAUUGCUAUGCCAACUGGAACACCAAUCAAGGUCUUUAAGAAUCUGAGGACUUGUGGAGACUGCCAUACUGCAAUUAAAUUUAUCUCAAAGAUUGUUGCAAGAGAGAUCAUUGUUAGGGAUUCAAACCGGUUCCAUCAUUUUAAAGAUGGCAGCUGUUCAUGUGGAGACUUCUGGUGAUUUGCCUUGGUACUCGGCUGAUAGAUUUCACCAGUUGUAACAUAUUCUUCCCAAUUAAUUGACAAAAAUAGGGAAGUUUGAUUAACUUGACCUACCUUCCUCCUGAGUGCAGAUUGAGAUUUUCUUCCUAUGUUGACAAGCUUUUUAGAUGAUUAGAGGGGGCUUUUGUUGUUAAA
Messenger RNA from Telopea speciosissima, 2417 nucleotides. RefSeq names its product pentatricopeptide repeat-containing protein At4g37170-like. Gene Ontology annotation, molecular function: zinc ion binding; RNA binding; protein binding. The transcript has a single exon. Gene Ontology annotation, biological process: RNA modification. The record is from RefSeq and is a predicted model, not a curated record. Lineage: Eukaryota; Viridiplantae; Streptophyta; Magnoliopsida; Proteales; Proteaceae. Bases 37 to 2241 code for a protein of 734 amino acids.